Durotheca rogersii is the source of this 1709-nucleotide messenger RNA. RefSeq lists its product as uncharacterized. NCBI's taxonomy places the organism in Eukaryota, Fungi, Ascomycota, Sordariomycetes, Xylariales, Xylariaceae. Gene Ontology annotation, biological process: regulation of DNA-templated transcription. Bases 381 to 1445 code for a protein of 354 amino acids. The transcript has 4 exons. The record is from RefSeq and is a predicted model, not a curated record.
GCCGCCAACAAAUACGCCAGCGCAGCCGCACCUGGUUCUCCCCCCCCCCCCCCUCCCCCUGGCGCAACUCUACCCUCCUUCUCUUACCAGUCAAAGAUAACCACCCCCCCCCCGUCCCCCCUUCCCACUUCCCGCCCUACUAUACUAUCCUGAGGUCGACACUGGUUCGAGGACUAAAAUUCUCCGGCCGCCCACCUCCCGUCGUCCCUGGCAGAAGCAAGCAGUAGUAGUAGCAUGUCUCUCAGUGUUAACGCAUCAGCCUCGCAGCCGUGUUGUUGACGACGAACUUGAUAUCUACUACGCGCCUCUGCACUAGCCUGGGAAUCAGCAUCCAGGCGUGGGCCUAGACAGAAACUCGCCUACAUUCCGGCGACAGCUUCAUGGAACGGAGCAUCCCCGAAUACUCGCAGUCAGGUUUGCCUUCGCCCUAUCCAAGCACCUACGGCGACACUCAGUCUGAAGCUUCUUGCUCUGCAGAUCACGCAUCUGCUGCACAAUAUCAGGGCAACCAGGAAGCGCGGGGGAGCAAUUAUCCCGCGUCUGCCACCCCUACGUCGGAGUACGGUGCCUAUCCGCACUCGGCGAGGUCGACUGGCUCGUUCCCAGAUCACAGUCUUCGCCAGUACCAUCCAGCGAGCAACCACAGCGGCAGCAGCGGAGAUCCCUCCAUCGCGGCACCCAGCCCUACGUACGGGGCCAGCCAAUACUCGCCCUACGCGCCGCCGCAUCAAGAAAUGUCGCAUAACUAUCCCCAGAGCGCCGGUAGCCUCUACGCGCAACCGCGACCCGACUGGGGCAACUAUGGUCACCCGGGUGCGCCCACGCAGAUGCCGCAUCCGCAUCAAGUCUACCCCCAUACGCCGACAACCGCUCCGCCGGGACGACCAGCUCAGGUCUACUCGUUCGUUCCCAUCCCCGGAGCCCAACAGCACAAACGCCCCCGACGGCGCUAUGAGGAAAUCGAGCGGAUGUACAAAUGUGGUUGGAACGGAUGCGAGAAGGCCUACGGCACGCUGAACCAUCUGAAUGCGCACGUGACGAUGCAAAGUCACGGGCAAAAGCGCACGCCCGAAGAAUUUAAAGAGAUUCGGAAGGAGUGGAAGGCUCGUAAGAAGGAGGAGGAACAACAACGAAAGGCGGCCGAAGAAGCUGAACGGCAACGCCACGCCCAGGUCGCGGCGGCGGCGGCGGCGCAGGCUCAGAAUGGAGGAGCUGAUCCGCAGGCUGGCGAUUCCGGUCCGGCGCCGUCGUCUUACGGCGCCGGCAGGCCUCAACUACCACCUAUCGGAUACCAAACCAAUCAAUAUCCUGCUCCAUCGUCGGCCAGCGUAGCACAGCAACAGCUGCCCGAGUAUAGUCCGACGAGCCACCUGUAUUCGGGGUACCAACAACCGGCAUCGCCCUACGCGCCCCAAAAUCCGCAGAUGUAUAGCCAACGCGAAUGAGGGUAGGGCGGUCGGGACAGCAAGGGCGGAGUCGUCAGCGGUAUUAGCCGCUUCGCAAGGCGGCGGGUCGAUUCGGGGUUCCAAGUCGUGGUUGACUUGCAUAUGUUUUUUUUUCACUCGAGACGGUAGUAGACCCGGUGCUUUUAUGGACGUUUCACGACAGCAUCGUCUUUGGGAGCAUUCGCGCGGCCCGGAUGGAGAGAGUGGCUCGGGGCAUCCGGACGCGCAGAGAAAUUUUUUUUUUAUUUACGACUGUUGAUUUCU